UUGGAAGUGUUUUGUGAGAAAAUUACAAUGCAAAACACUCAAAAUAUGGGAGACAUGCAUUCAGCUUACAUACUAUCUACAAAACACCGUCCCAACUUCUCUACAUUUGUGGAAGUCGAUGAAAUUCCCAUCAUCGACUUCUCACAAACUAGCCAAGAAAAUCUCAUGUUAGAGAUUUGCAAGGCAUGUGAAGAGUGGGGAUUUUUUCAUUUAAUUAAUCAUGGAGUUUCCUCUGAACUUAUUAGUAAGGUUGCGAAUGAGACCAAAAUUUUUUUUCAGCUAAGUAUGGAGGAAAAAAAGAAACUAAAAAGAGAUGCAAUCAAUGCAACAGGGUAUCAUGAUGCUGAGCAUACUAAUCUUACAAGGGAUUGGAAAGAGGUUUAUGAUUGUUUUAUUAAAGAUGGAAUACAAGUCCCUUGUACUGAUGAUCCAAAUGACUUGGACCUAUGGACUCUAAAAAAUCAAUGGCCUCAAUCCCUUCCACAUUUUAGAAAAACAAUGGAGGAAUAUGGUGGGAAAUUAGAAAAGCUAUGUUUCAAGUUGUUGGAGUUAAUUUCAUUGAGCUUAGGCUUAGCUGGUGACAAGUUCCUUGAUUGCUUCAAGAAUCAACUAAGCCAUGUGAGGCUCAAUUACUAUCCUACAUGCCAUUUCCCUGAAUUGACACUUGGAAUUGGUCCUCACAAGGAUCCUUGUGUCAUGACUAUUAUUGCACAAGAUGAUAUUGGAGGUUUACAAGUUAAGAAAAAUUCAGUUGGUUGGGUUCCUAUUAAACCUAUUCCUGGUGCAUUGGUUGUCAAUCUGGGUGAUGUUUUUCAGGUUUGGAGUAAUGACAAGUAUGACAGUGCAAUACACAGAGUUGUAUUAAACUCACAGAAAGAAAGAUUCUCUUAUCCAUUCUUCUUUUUUCCAGGUCACCAUAUUACGGUGCAACCUGCAGAAGAGCUAGUGAGUGAGCAAAAUCCUGCAAAAUACAAACCAUACAAUUUUGGCAAAUAUUAUGCUAAUAGAACCCACCAUGAUUUCAACAAAAAAGAGGUUGCGGCUAAAGAAAUUCAUCACUUCAAGAUUUUGGACUAGCUAUUAAAAAAAUGUCUGGCUAGCUCUUGUUUAAAUUCCUCUUGUUUUUCAUAUUUUGCCUCUUCAAAGACCAAAUAAAUUAAGCUUCCUUUCAUUAAUUUAUGUAUUCUACUGCGAGAAUGUGUGAAAGAGGACAGUUUUUAUGAAAUUGUCGUAAU
This is a messenger RNA of Vicia villosa (hairy vetch), 1235 nucleotides long. Its product is annotated as jasmonate-induced oxygenase 2-like. The record is from RefSeq and is a predicted model, not a curated record. Lineage: Eukaryota; Viridiplantae; Streptophyta; Magnoliopsida; Fabales; Fabaceae. Bases 28 to 1077 code for a protein of 349 amino acids. The transcript is spliced from 2 exons.